This is a messenger RNA of Rana temporaria (common frog), 2884 nucleotides long. RefSeq names its product glyceronephosphate O-acyltransferase (gene GNPAT). The transcript is spliced from 16 exons. Gene Ontology annotation, cellular component: peroxisomal membrane; mitochondrial membrane; peroxisome. Lineage: Eukaryota; Metazoa; Chordata; Amphibia; Anura; Ranidae. The record is from RefSeq and is a predicted model, not a curated record. The coding region runs from base 162 to 2168 and encodes 668 amino acids. Gene Ontology annotation, molecular function: glycerone-phosphate O-acyltransferase activity. Gene Ontology annotation, biological process: ether lipid biosynthetic process.
ACGGCUCCCGUAGCUGUCAAAAUGGCAAUCGCCUUGCCAGUUUGGGCGAUCCCCGCCUCUUCCUGUGCCUCUGUCUGACCACUUCACCCGGUGUGUGAGUGGAGGAGAGGAGAAGACGAUGAUCACAGAGCCGAGGGGUCGCUGAAGGGAAUAGUGGAGCAAUGGAGGCAGCUGUGGGCACCCCGUACUCACAAAGGGAAUUCAGAAACAAGAAAAGGGAUGUCUUCGAAGAUAUACUUGAAGAGCGGCGACAGUCGAGUGACCUGAGAUAUGCAAUGAAAUGUUUCUCGCCUGUGAUCUACAGAAGUCUCACACCAUGCAAGCCAAGUGCCCUGAAAAGCAUGGUCUUACACUCCGAGCAGCUGCAAUAUGUUAUCAAGCAGAUCAGUUUCGAAUCUGGAGAAUCAUGCGAUGUUAUUCAGGAUCAGGCAGCUGAUAUCUUAGAUGAAAUGGGUCAAAAUUUAAAUCUUGCAACUGUUCGAAUGUUUGCUCUCACCUUGAGCAAGAUCUUCAAAACACUAUUCCAAAAAGUUUGUGUCAACGAGGAGGGCGUACAGAGGUUGGCUCAAGCUAUUCAUGAGCAUCCAGUUGUGCUUCUACCAAGUCAUCGGAGCUACAUCGAUUUUUUGAUGAUGUCCUACGUAUUGUACACUUAUGACCUUGCACUUCCUGUCAUUGCAGCUGGCAUGGACUUCAUGAGCAUGAAACUUGUUGGUGAGCUGCUUCGUAUGUCUGGUGCCUUUUUCAUGCGACGUACAUUUCGAGGAAACAAAUUGUACUGGACAGUCUUUGCUGAAUAUGUGAAGACAAUGCUGAGGAAUGGAUAUGCUCCAGUGGAGUUCUUUCUUGAAGGUCAAAGAAGCAGAUCAUGCAAGACAUUAAACCCAAAGUUUGGUCUUCUUAGUGUGAUCAUGGAGCCAUUUUUCAAAGGGGAAGUGUUCGAUACAUAUCUGGUACCGAUUAGCAUUAGCUAUGAACGAGUACUAGAGGAGUCUCUUUAUGCUUAUGAGCUUCUUGGAGUGCCCAAACCCAAAGAAUCUACAUCGGGCUUGCUAAAGGCCAGGAAAAUUCUUAGUGACAACUUUGGAAGCAUUCAUGUGUUUUUUGGAAAACCAAUAUCAUUGAGAGCUCUGGCCUCUGGAAGACUGAACCGAUCCCAAUAUAAUCUUGUUCCUAGGCAUCUUUCUCAGAAACCUUCAGAUGAUAUUCAGAAGUUUAUUUCUGACGUGGCCUAUAAAGUAGAGCUUCACCAAAUAGCCAACAUGGUCCUCAGCCCCGGAACCUUGAUAGCAGCCAUUUUGCUACAGAAUUUUCCUUCACUCAGUUACAAUCUAUUGGUUGACAAGACUUUGUGGCUGAAGGAUUUAACAGAGGCCUUUGGAGGAUGUCUAGAGUGGCCUGAUAACCUAUCUGCUAGUAAAGUGGUGCGUUCCAGUCUGGACCUUCAUGCAAAUAUCACAAAGCUUGUCGAUGGUGAGGUCUUUCUGUUUGACAGCAACCCAGAUGAGGUUUUCACAGAAGAGCUGGUGUUCAGUAGAGCAGUCUCUGUACUCAUGUGGGCCUCCUACAGGAAUCAGAUGGUCAAUGUUUACGCAAGGCCUGCUCUGGUGGUUCUAGCGAUGAAAAUGGCACAGAGUUCAAGGAGUGAGGAUGUUUACGAAAUGUUCGACUUCCUAAGAAAUCUUUUUUCCAAAGAGUUCAUCUUCUUUCCUGGUUUUGAAAAGAAAGAUUUUGAAGAAGGCUGCUUUCUACUAUCCAAAUUUGAUGUGGUUCAAGGCAGUCCACAUGAACUGGUCAUGACGGAGAAAGGAUCCGAAACAGUUGCGUUUUUGUUGAGAAUGUUUCAGCCCUUCUUUGAAGGUUAUCAGCUAGCCUCCAGACACCUAUUAGAGGACGUGACUAAGAAAUGGUCAGAACAGCAAUUCAUAUCUACUUUGAGGAGUUUUGUCACGCAGUGUAUAAUAGCUGGAACCACUACUUGUUAUGAAGCCUUAUCUUCUGAUAUGCAAAAGAACGCACUUGCAUCAUUUGUAAAUUUGGGUCUUGUGAAAGUUAGUAAACUUGAAGGACAGUCCACUUUUACUGUGAAUAAAGCUGCCAUUGCAGAUUUUUCAGGAAAACUUGGAUUGCAGAUUCUGGUCGAAAAGCCACCAGUGGCACGCCUUUAAGAGUUAAAAAAAAAAAAAAUUCUUGUGUGCUAAAGUUGCUUAUGCCAAUUGACUAACCACUCCAUUGUUUGUGUGAACUCCCGCUUCCAGUAUGAAAGAAGAUGCAUCUGGAUACUUAGUCUAAAGUAAAGAACCAUAAAAUACUGUAAUAUUGUAAUUAAGAUGGUGCAUUUUUUUUGAUGAGCAGAAGAAUUUGUUCCCAUCGAUGACUGGUCAUUAUUUAUGACCUAACAAAGCCAGUGAAAGAAGCGUCAAGAUCAAAUGUUACUGCUGUUGUUUUGCACAAUGAUUUUCAUUAUGAGCUUUUCACAGGCUAUAUAGCAAAAUGAGGUGCUGAAGAGCUGAUUGCACUAAAAAGGUCAGACUUUAUUACAAGCGGUCCUAAAGUACCAGAAACAUAAAUGAUAUUGGAUGGCUUGGUUACAUCAUAAUAACAUCCUUCACCCAAAUGUUUGAGAAAUUCUUCUACUGCCGGAACUACCUUGCAGAUAUCAUUUUCUGAAGCACAGAACUCUAAACUCAGGUCCUCAUUUAUAUCACCUACUGAAGCAUACAUUUUUUUUUUUUUUUUAACCUUGGAUAUUGCCAUUUCAUGUAACCCGAAUGCUCUUAAAAUUUUAUAUUUAUUUCAACUGCACUUCUGUUACGUUUUUUUUUUUUUUUUUCAGUUUGUCUUUUAUUGUAAGGCCUUGGAAAUAAAAUACUACUUUACUGUA